Molecule: messenger RNA, 714 nt
Organism: Knipowitschia caucasica
Lineage: Eukaryota; Metazoa; Chordata; Actinopteri; Gobiiformes; Gobiidae
Source: the annotation of a GenBank genome assembly
AUGUGGUGUCUGUGGGACCAAACCACAGCCAUACGCUGGACUCGGGAGCUGGACUCGGGAGCUGGACUUGGGAGCUGGACUCGGAAGCUGGACUCGGAAGCUGGACUCGGAAGCUGGACUCGGAAGCUGGACUCGGGAGCUGGACUCGGGAGCUGGACUCGGGAGCUGGACUCGGGAGCUGGACUCGGAAGCUGGACUCGGAAGCUGGACUCGGAAGCUGGACUCGGGAGCUGGACUCGGGAGCUGGACUCGGGAGCUGGACUCGGGAGCUGGACUCGGGAGCUGGACUCGGGAGCUGGACUCGGGAGCUGGACUCGGGAGCUGGACUCGGGAGCUGGACUCGGGAGCUGGACUCGGGAGCUGGACUCGGGAGCUUUGAUUUGCUGUUUCCAGCCAGACAGGAAGGAGACGGACCUGAAGAGGAAGUGCAUCAGUAAUGCCCAGGCACCGAAUGCUCUGCCCGUCUCCGGUUCCGCCAGCACAGCCCUCAUAGUGCUGGUCGUAAUAGUGAUUCUUCUGUCCAGUGCCGUCACCGGAGUUUGGCUGGUCAAAAAGUACAUCUGUGGUGGAAGGUUCCUGGUGCACAGAUAUUCAGUGAUGAGGGAGAAUGUUGAAGCAAAUAAAAUUGAGGGAGUGGACGAUGUGGACACAAACUACAUGGAGACGGUGAAAGCGCAGUACAACGAAGAUUCAGACCAGGACCUGUUAGCGUAG